Messenger RNA from Pocillopora meandrina, 4270 nucleotides. NCBI's taxonomy places the organism in Eukaryota, Metazoa, Cnidaria, Anthozoa, Scleractinia, Pocilloporidae. The record is from the annotation of a GenBank genome assembly.
AUGACGAACAUCACAGCUUUCAGUGGUGAGCUUGUAUAUCCUGAGUCAGGUACUUAUGGUAAGAAUGAGACUAAAUGUUGGAGCAUUACGGUUCCUGACACUUAUUACGGCAUUCGAUAUCGUUUUUCCAGGUAAGUUUUCCAUGUAUAACACUCGUCAGUAACAUGAAAACUUCGAGGCUCACAUUUCAUUUCCAUUUCAUUUGAUGCUGCCGUCAAUCAUCAUGUUAAUGGACAUCUAAAAGCAGAGACAAGCAAAAUCACAAAGUCAUUUCAUAACAACUCAGAAAAUAACCUUUAAACUCUCUUAAAUAUGGUACUAGUUCCUGAGAAGAUUUAAACACGAUUGCCGGCGGGAUUAAGGGAAUUUUUUAGAUGGUGUAUCUCCAACCUCGUAGCUGGCAUCCUUUUAAAAGAGCGAAAGCAGUGUCAACCAUCUUGACGAAAGAAUAUUUGAAAAAUACAGGAGCCACGCCCUUGUGCAUGGUCAGCGUGGGUUUUCUUUCCUUUCCGAUUACGAUACCAAAUCAGAAAAAGAGGACGAGAGUAAAAAAAUAUUUGGUGGAUAAAACUGCAAAUGAUUGAUGUGUAACGCUUCAAGUAAACGGCGCAAUUAACGGAUUGCCUUUCGUAUUUUAUUUUGAUGUUAUGAUAAUGACUGAUAAUUGUGUUGAUGAUCAUUAAAACAAUUGUCAAUCGUCAAAACAAUUGUAAUUAUCUUUAUUACACUCAUUUGGAAAUCAUUGGAGAUCCUUGCAAACUGCUUGCCUCUUAUUGAUGCGAUUAAAUCACGAAUUGCAUCCUUUUUGAACAAGUAAUCACAUGAUUUCGAGUGCAAUUUGGAAUAAAUAAGCACGAGUAAAUUUUUUCAAAGACUAAGAAAAUUGCACGAGCCCGUAGGGUGAGUGCAAUUUGUAGUCUUUUAAGAAAAUUACAAGUGCUUAUUUAUUCCAAAUUGCACGAGAAAAAUCAUGUGAUUACGUAACAUAAAAUACAUGAAAAAAUACGAGAUGGCUUAUCAUAAUUAUGCAGAAGCAAGGCGUGCGUAUCAAGUGCAAAAAUUAAUUUACUCAAACCCUGCAAGUGACAUUGUGUGUUUGGUCAAAAUAACCGCGCACGAUCAAAACAAUAAUAUACAAUGAUAAUUAACAUCUUUAAGGCGCAAAAAAAUUUAAAGUCCGGCCUAACAACUCUAGGAAUUGUUCAGUCUGGUUUGUUACUUCUUUGCACUGAAUUAACCCUCUUCUGCAUCGAAUUACUUGAAAACUGCAUUUAUCUUAACUAAUCAGAACAGAGUAAUUUUUUCAUGUAUCUUAUUAUGCUCUUAAUCACAUCCUUUUCUCAGUCAACGAGAAAGCUUUACUAAACCACAACAACCAAUAAGGUUUCAAUGCUUCUUUAAAGUAACCAAUCAAAUUUCAGGAAAAUGAAAGACAACUUUUGCAACUUUUCACAAACCAGCUCAGUUCUGGAUCAAUAAGAUAUUUGUGCAGAAUAACUGAAAAAUCCAGUAUUUGAGCGACUGAAUUUUGCGCUUUCACUGAAAAUGAAUGUAAUAAAGCGGUAAUUGAACUCUGUGUCGUACUAUUUUGGUCUGAAAUCAUCCUCGUGACUUCAAAUGAAACUCGCGCUGCGCACCCGUUCGAUGUUGAAAUCAUGCAUAUGAUUUCAGACCAAAUUGCACUUUAUUCACUUCAAUUAUAUUAGUAAUCAAUCAAUCCUGUAACGAGACUUUUAAGGCCCAACAUGGUUGGACAAAGAAUAAAAACAUUGUAAAUAUAUUCAAAGUAAUUUAUCUUCUCCAGUAGAUCAAUCUUAACUUUGCCCUUAAGGUUGGUAAAAAGUGGAAACAAGUUAUAUUGGUUUCUGAUAUUUUUCCCAGGAUUGACGUAGAAAUGUGCUCUGAUUGUAAGUGCGACUAUCUUCAAAGAGGAACUACCUACAGGCAUAUUCACUGGUAUUCUAAAUUAUGUGGACGAUAUAAUUACAACUAUUUACAGGGAUAUCUCUUCAACGUCGACUGGAGCACUGACUUUACCGGCUCUUUUAGAGAAUCGACGGCCUAUCUUCGCUUCGUGUCGGAUGAUACUGUACACUACACAGGAUUUAAGUUGACCUUCAUGGCCAUGUCCAGGACAGGUGGGUAAUAACUAUAUAAUAUAAAGAUGGUCUUAAUGGGGUAAUGGCUUUUAUGGCCAGCGGUUAAAAUUUUAACAGCCAUGGAGUCUUAGCCUAAUGGCUGAGGUGUAACAGGGCACAAGCCUGACUACCAAUCCUGCAAAAUAGAGUGCCAUAAAGAUGAGUAAGACAAGCCCUUUCCAGUCUCAGAGAAAACUCCAGUCACCCACUAGCUAGCUUAGCUAUGACAGGGUAUGAACCUGACGAUAAAUGUUGCUACACACCGGUAUUGUUUUUCAAAUCAAACCGGACAUAUUCUCUUGAUAACCUUUAUUGAGUUUUGGUUAUUUUUUCAUGUGGCAACAGACUACUUUCAUUUUUCAGAAGGUGACAUAUGCUCAAUCUUUAAUUCCUUCAGUCACAUCAAACCUUUCUUUGUUUACUCGCUGAGUUGAAGAACCCUAAAGCCGACCGCAAGUGGUCAUUUACCACUUUCGCACGACAUUUACGCCCUAAAUCUCCGCACGAUUCGCUCCUCUACCAUAUGCAUUGUAAUGGUACUAUUAAAUCUUCAUCCACUUUAUUACUAGCAAGUUUUGAUAGCUAACUUAGUCGGGCAAGUAAAUUAACAUGAAAUGGAGCGAGUCUUCAUUGCGAUCGAGGGCGUGUUAAAUGAGGUGAAUUUUCUUGAAAUUCCUAUCUAAGUAUAUUGCGGUAAAAUAAACUUACUAAUGUAGAGUUUUUUUCUGGUUUCUUUGUUUUAAUCAAAUAUGUAACCUUCAUUGAUUUCGUUUUAUUCUUUAUGUAGUAACAGACUUAUUUCAUUUUCCAGCGGGUGACAAAAACUAUCUGAAUGCUACCGAAGAUGAAACUAUUGAGUUUGGCACACCAAAGGUCGACGUUGAGAACUACCCCUCAGAUUACGCAGAACAGUGGUUUUUAAUCGUACCUGAGGGACGGAAGGUCCAGAUAGACUUCGAAAUAUUUGAACUGGAAGACAGCACGGAUUGCAAAAACGAUUAUGUUGAGUUUCGUGAAGCAUCCAUCAUGGCUGGUGAUCCUGAAAAAAUUUAUGGCUAUUUUGGUCCAAUCCUGACAGGACGCCUGUGUGGAAAUACAAAGCCGAACUCGAUACUGAGUCAGGGGAAUAUGGUUUGGGUUCAGUUCGUGAGUGACAGAAACUCUACCACAGUGUACAAGGGACUCAAAGCUUCUUUUAAAGCAGGUGUUUCAUAAAGAUGAGUUUUGUUAAGUUUGUUUAGUUAUGCGGCACGUAAGUUCUUUCACAUCUUUUCCUUUGGAAAGUAGAGCUCAUUCAACCCUUGGUAAAUAAUCCCAGUGUUUUAUGACUUGACAUGAUCGCCGCAGGACAAUGUUUGAAUUUUUUCUGUUUGUUUGUUUGUUUUGAAUUUUGUUUUUGUUUUGUUUUUUAGAGACAGCAAAUGUUUUCCCUCUAACUAGUCAACUAACCAUGAAAAUAAAUGAUUUGUAUGUUAUCCUUAAAUCUAUUCUCUAUCUUUCUCACUUUUCAGGACAGGGAAGAUUGGCUGUAAGCCGUCCAAUGAUGCUUCUUUUUCUCUCAGCUUUGAUAAUGUAUGUGUCAAAGAACAACCUGUUCUAGUCCUGUCAAGUGGGAAUCUUUCUUUUAGGUCAUUUUUAGCUCUUAGCGGAUCGAAUUUAUCUGUACGUUGUGGUUUCUUUUUUUCGUGUUAAAAAGUUUUUCAGAUCAGUUUUGGAGCUGAGUCGAUUUCAUUUGUAUGCAUAAUUUUUGUACAAGAUAAACGAAAUUUAAUUGGUAUGAAAGCUCUUAGACUUGAAAAGGCUUGAACAACAUUAUUUGAAUCUUUGAAGUAACUAAGUAUAUAUGCGUAAUUAGCUAAGAGUGAGGACAAGGUGGCAGGACAUUGUCACAGUUUUUUUUCUUUUUUUGCAUUUUUAUGACUGGGACGGAGUCAAGGUGCAUGAAAAGGCAAAAACGGGGCUAAAAAAAGCGACUAAACAAAACAAAACGGGCAUAACACCCAGCCAUCUUGACCCAACAAGCUUGGUAAAUCGAGGAUUUAUCAUAUAACAAACAUGUAUCGCUUUAAUAAGAAUCAAGAGUGACAUAUUGCUUUGUGUUCUAAUUUUGAUAUUUUCGGGUUUUAUAGCAC